CAGGUGCAGGUAUAUUGUUCUGCUCAAACCCAUUGCUGCUUAGUUCUCAUGUCCAGGUCUCUUGGUGACAAGCACAGCGUACAAGUUUAACUGAUUGAAUCUGGACUCUAUAGUUCAUCAUGAGGGAAACCAAGUUUGUAUGUGAACUAGAAGACCUAAGAAACCGGAUUGAAAAGGAAGAAACGUGUUCUGAAUGUCUGAAGAAUCUGCCCCUAAGAGCAUUCCGAAGCAAUGGUGUGGUGCCCCACCACAGAAGGAGUUCCUGUAUGUCAAGUGCACACCCGGGGACAUGGGAGAUAACUAAAGCGUUAGUCACUGGAGGUGCAGGUUAUUUGGGACAUAACCUUGGAUUAGCUCUUACAAAGUUGGGCUAUACUGUUAUUUUAUUUGAUGUACACAAGCCGGACUGGGGCAUUCCAAGUCAUGCUACAUUCAUAAAGGGUGACAUCCGGGAUUAUGAUUCUCUGUAUGAUGCUUGUGAAGGCGUUGACUGUGUUUUCCAUGUAGCGUCCUAUGGAAUGUCAGGACAUCAACAACUGCAGAAAAAAACUAUUGAAUCCAUAAACAUUGGAGGAACACAAGUUGUCAUUGAUGUUUGCAAACAUAGAAACAUCCCCAGACUUAUAUACACAAGUACUGUAAAUGUGGUGUUUGGUGGCGACUACAUAGAGGAGGGUGAUGAGGAAACAACAACCUAUUAUCCUCUUGAAAAGCAAUUGGACUAUUAUUCCAAGACAAAGGCAAUUGCUGAUCAAAUGGUCCUGGCAGCUAAUGGGUCACCACUGAAAGGAGGUGACAAACUCCUCACCUGUGUGUUGCGGCCUCCAGGAAUUUAUGGUCCAGAUGAAAAGAGACAUUUGCCAAGACUGAUUGAAAAUGCAGAGAGGGGAUUAUUGUGUUUUAAGUUUUGGAAUGACCGGACCAAGAUGAACUGGAUCCAUUUAUACAAUCUGGUGGAGGCUCAUAUACUUGCCGCAGAGGCUCUGACUGACAGUAAAGGAUGUGUAGCUAGUGGAAAAGCCUAUUUUAUCCAUGACGGGGAGGAUGUCAGCUUUCAUGAUUGGUUCCUUCAUCCAAUGUUUGAAAGACUUGGUUUCCCAGAUCCUUGGAUAACUAUCCCCAGUUCUCUGGCCUAUGCUUCAGCUUUCUUUUUGGAAUAUUUGCAUCUCCUGUUAAAACCAAUUGUAUCCUUAAAUCCUCUGCUGACCAGACAUGAGGUAAUGAAAAUUGCGGUGGUGCACACAUUCCGAAUAGAUAAGGCUCGAAAAGAACUUGGUUACAACCCAAAGAAAUUCUCCUUUGCUGAUUCGGUGGAUUUUUACAUGAGAACCAGGCCCACACCAUCACAACCAAAGUCAAAUUUUACAAAAAUGUUGCUUAUUUUAUUUGCUUUAUUUAUUUGUUUGUGUCUACCAUUGCUUCUAUAGAACAGCUUCUUCAGACACCCUGCACCUCCAAAUAAAACAACCCAAGUAUUGUUACAUAUAAUGGGGUGACCAUUCGAGAAGAACUCAGUAUGACAAACCAUUUACCUCAGAUUGCUUGGUUAUUAUUAUUAUGGACAGGGUCGGAAAAUUUCAUCUCUGUGGGUUUAGAUAUUAAGUUUAUGACUAAUGGGAUUCGGAGGAACCCAAGGUUUUUUUUUGUAUGUUAAGUCUAUUUAAUAAUAAUAAUAAUAAUAAUAAUAUAUUUGUAAUUUAAUGUAAGCAAAAUUGUAAUAGUGGACGACUGCCAGGCUUCUUUAUUCACUUCAGCAGGGACCCUGUUAGUAUGAUACGGAUCAGGUCUGGACAGAGCUAUUUUACCUAUAGUCACUUUCCGCACAGAUUUCCAUUGAUUUAUCUCGUGUACUCCCUUCAUAUGGGACGAUAAUGUGGAUGUUCCUAUGGGGGAGGGGACACAUCUGUAGUAUUACAACCAAUGUGUUCUAUAUUGAGACAUAACCCUCUGUAUUUCUCCAUAUGAAAAUGGAGGCUUUAAAGGGGUACUUUACUAAAGG
Hyla sarda is the source of this 1999-nucleotide messenger RNA. RefSeq names its product short chain dehydrogenase/reductase family 42E, member 2 (gene SDR42E2). The record is from RefSeq and is a predicted model, not a curated record. Gene Ontology annotation, biological process: steroid biosynthetic process. The coding region runs from base 120 to 1427 and encodes 435 amino acids. The transcript has 12 exons. Lineage: Eukaryota; Metazoa; Chordata; Amphibia; Anura; Hylidae. Gene Ontology annotation, molecular function: 3-beta-hydroxy-Delta5-steroid dehydrogenase (NAD+) activity.